Messenger RNA from [Torrubiella] hemipterigena, 1310 nucleotides. Lineage: Eukaryota; Fungi; Ascomycota; Sordariomycetes; Hypocreales; Clavicipitaceae. The record is from the annotation of a GenBank genome assembly.
UCUUGUGGGGUUUUAGCAAAUCGUGAAACAAUGAAAGUUAUCGAGAAUAUAGAAUUUGACGUGGGAUCAGAAGAGAGUUUGUCUCCCUCGACUAUCAGAGAUCUUGUCGGGGCAAUCUUCCCUUAUGAAUGGGCUUCGGCUGACCCUGCAUCGCUCACCAUCACACGCACAGCCGGGUACGCGAAUACAAAUUACAUUGUCAAGCGCCCGGUAGAUGAAGGCAAACGCUGCGUGGAGCCUGUGUCUGUCUUUGUUAAGCUGCACGGCAGCGGUCUGGGCAACCUCGCCGUCUUUGAGAAGCAUGUGCCGAGUAAGCUUGACGAGGCGCGGCUGUGCGAGUCGGCUGCCGAGCUACAUCGUCUUUGCGCUAGACCCUACGGACUAUUAACGUCGAAGACCAACAGUCGGACGGUUCGCGUGGAUGAAGUGUUGGAUGCGCGUUGUUUGCUUCCCGUUGAUGUGGAACAUGCUCACAUUCGCGCCGAUAUCGCCGCGAGCUUUGCUGCUUUGCACACGAUAGAGGUGGCCGGUUGGAAAAAUAGCGACGAGACCUUUUGUGGAAUCAUGGCACGCUACGGAUUUAACAAUGAUUCUAGCUGGAGACGACUCGAAGCCGCCUCUAUAGAAGCCGGAGUACACAUGACGAAUCUCAUCAAGUGCGACUUUCCCACCAAAAUACGCCAGCUCGAAGCUAAGCUAGAUUCGAUGGGGGCUAAAAGAACGCACUGCAUCCACGAUGUCCAGUUUAUGAACGUUUUGGUCAAAAAUCAUCCGCAACCAGGAGACAAUCACAUCUACCUAAUCGACUAUGAGUUUGCUGCGCGCAACUACCGCGGUUUCGACAUUGGCGGCCACUUCAUGCAGAAGAACUUCCAGUGGUACGCCGAGACGCAGAUUGCCGACUGCAGGUCGUACACAAGAGACGAGAAACAGCACUUUUGCGCGGAGUAUGCGAAGCGCUGGAAUGAGAUCAUGGGUGACAACGAUACAGCUGAGCAGGUGCUGGCGGAGGCGGAAUUGGGGUAUUUGCUGGCCAUCUCCUUUGACCUUCACAAUAUGGCACUAUGCAUCGAUAUUGAGGGAUCGAAGGAAGUGUCGAAUCUUUUAGCGUUUAACAAGCUCUAUGAAAUGUUUAUGGAGGAGUGGAAUAAGCAGGAGCUAGAAGACUAGAUUUGCCCGUUAGUUACAUCUGCUUACAGUGGGUAAGCAAAAGUUAUGAGUAGUCGAUAUUCCAACAGACAUAUUCCAAACAUAUAGUUGCACAAACCAUAUGAUAUUAGGAUACCCAAUAUUAGUUAGAUCCAGGCGUG